Chaetomium fimeti is the source of this 2306-nucleotide messenger RNA. Its product is annotated as MFS transporter. The coding region runs from base 155 to 2047 and encodes 630 amino acids. Lineage: Eukaryota; Fungi; Ascomycota; Sordariomycetes; Sordariales; Chaetomiaceae. Gene Ontology annotation, cellular component: membrane. Gene Ontology annotation, biological process: transmembrane transport. The transcript has 9 exons. The record is from RefSeq and is a predicted model, not a curated record. Gene Ontology annotation, molecular function: transmembrane transporter activity.
CGUUAGUGAGACGCGUUGGACCCCGGGCCUUCUUAAGCUUCUCAAGCUUCUCAAGCUUCUCAAGCUUUUAAUGUCCCCGCCCUUCCUCCAUCCUCCUUCACCACAAAUCCGAGGUCCAUAGGGGAUUCCACGCCCAAAGGAAAAAAAAAAGAAAAUGGCCAAAGACGCGACAGCGGUCGAACCGACGGCCUCUCAUGGCGAGAAGCCGGUGUCGGCUCAGGAGGCAGUGAGCUCGACGCCGGAGGACGUGAAGAUGGAAGACGCUACCGCGACCAAGGGUGGCCGUCGCAGCUCGGUCGCCCUCAAUGUUAUCGAGAAUCCGCUUACUCGCGUUUCUUCGGAGCAGGUUGUCGCCGACGCCAGGCGAUUCGCCGAGGAACAUGGCAUGGCCGAGCACGUCGAUAUUUUCGGGCGUGGCGCCCUCGUCGCCCGCGACAUGGAUAACUUCGCGAGCGUCCCCGGCCUCACCGAAGAGGAGCUCGCAGCCCUGGAAUAUGAGAAGGCUCACAAAUGGCACGGCACCUCCUCGCUCUGGUACGCCAUCGGCUUGUGCGCCAUGGGCGCCGCGACCCAAGGCUGGGACCAAACUGGUACCAACGGCGCCAACCUGACUUUUCCCCAGUCGCUCGGCCUCGAUAUCGAAAAUUCGGCCACGGACCAGUGGAUUCAGGGUCUCAUCAACUCCAUCAUCUUCCUGACAGCCGGUCUUAUUGGUGCCUUUAUCGUCGAUCCUCUGAAUAAAUACUUUGGUCGGCGCGGUGAAAUCUUCAUCACCGCUGUCUGUCUCACCCUUACCCCGAUCGGAUCUGCCUGUGCACAGUCUUGGCAGGGCCUCUUCGCAGCCCGCUUCGUGAUGGGCAUUGGUAUUGGCGCAAAGAACGCGACUGUUCCUAUCUACUCGGCCGAGAUGGCUCCGGCCCGCAUCCGUGGUGCUCUCGUCAUGUUCUGGCAGCUUUGGGUCGUUAUCGGCAUCUUCCUCGGUCUCCUUGCCAAUAUCGCCGUCUUGGGCGUCGAAGACAACCUCGAGUGGCGUCUACAGCUCGGCUCUGCCUUUAUCCCCUCGUUGAUCCUCGCCGUCGGCAUCUACUUUUGUCCCGAGUCCCCGCGUUGGCUCAUGAAGCACGGCAAACAGGCCGAGGCAUUCCGCUCCAUGUGUCGCCUUCGUGCACACAACAUCAUCGCCGUCAGGGACUACUACUACUCCUGGAUCAUCUACGAGGAGGAAGCCCGCUUGGCCGCCGGCUCCACCUACUUUACCCGUCUCUGGGACUGCUUUGCCGUCCCUAGGAUCAGACGCUCCAACUAUGGUGCCUCGACGGUCAUGAUUGCCCAGCAGAUGUGUGGCAUUAACAUUAUCUCUUUCUACAGCUCCAGCAUCUUCGAAAACGUCGGCUACUCGCCGCACGACGCCCUUUAUGCCUCUCUCGGCUUUGGUGCCGUUCAGGUCCUCGCUACCAUUCCCACCCUAUUCCUGAUUGAUACCAAGGGGCGCCGCACUCUCUGCAUGAUCACGUUCCCAUUUAUGUGUGUCUUUUUGCUUGCAGGUGGUCUCUCUCUGCUCAACCCCAGCGAAGACAGAGCAGCCAAACUCGGCCCGGUCGUUUUGUUCGUCUAUCUCUUCACGAUUGCCUACUCGCUAGGCGAAGGACCGAUUGCUUUCCAGUAUUCCGCCGAGGUAUUCCCUACCAUUCAGCGUGAGCAGGGCAUGGCCUGGGCCGUGUGCAUUAACAACACCUUCGCCGGUGUCCUUGGUCUUACCUUCCCCCGUAUGCAAACCGUCAUGACUCCCACCGGAGCUUUCGGGUUCUACGCUGGCCUGAAUCUUAUUGCCUGGUUCAUGAUCUUCUGCUUUGUGCGCGAAACCAAGCAGCUUACCCUGGAAGAAUUAGACCAGGUCUUCUCCGUCCCGACGAGCCAGUUCAUUAGCUACGAGCUCAAGGUUACCAUACCUUACGUCUUCAAGCGGCACAUCCUCCGCCAAAACAUCCCCAAGCCCGCUCCGCUCAUGGAGAAGAGCGCCCACAACACCGAGUCGAGCUCGGCCUAAUGAUCCAGGGGAACACUCAAUGAUGGAUUUCCUUCUGCGUGGUGUGUUGUGGUUAUACCCGGCUCGCACGUCAGUGCAGCUGUAAUUGUUUGGUCGGUUGGUCCAGGUUGGCUCCUAUUCGGGGCUUGCAUCAGGAGUUCCACUCCUAGAUUUGUAUGUUAGAAGGGCCUCCUCCUGGUUAAGGUUACCUUAACCCAAGAGCCUAGCUUUAUCUUAAAGGCCCUCUGGCAAACUCGCAAUGCACCUUCUUCCUCAUUAA